AUGGCGCCCUCAGAAAUAAUCAAACGUAUGCAAGAUGCCGCUGCAGCAUACGACAGGGAAGAGCUCGGGGCUCGAGCAACUCUGUUGGACUUGAAUCGACAGCUCCUCGCAGAACUGGAGACUCCAACUGACUUUGUGCAACGUAUUUGGUUCACAACGCAGGCUUCUCUCGGAGGUAGCCUUGAAGUCGCAAACAACACAAACAUCUUCCGACAUCUGCAAAAGUCUGAGAACGGACUUACCACACAAGCUCUUUCCGAAAAGACAGGCAUUGCCGCGCCUUUACUCGAUCAGCUUUCCAACACCCUUGCCAAGGAAAACUACCAACACAGCAUUUCCUUCUGCCAACGCGCCGCCGCAAAGUCCUUUCUCUUCUUUCCGGAUCAUUUCAAGCAGGCCGGUUACCAGCAUCCUGGUCUGCCUGACGGACCUUACCAAUAUGCCCACGACUCUUCCCUGCCCUUCUUCGACUGGCUAGUUGCCAACCCUCCUUACGUCAACUGGUUUGGUUCUUUCAUGUCCGUGUAUAGGGCGGGCAAUCCAGACUGGUGGGAGUUCUAUCCUGUCGAAGAGCGACUAGCUUCUGGUUUCGAUAAGGCUACGAGCGAUGUAUUCCUAGUUGACAUUGGUGGUGGCAGAGGCCAUGACUUGCUAUCUUUUGCAAACGGUAUCAAGUCACCCGGCCGGCUAAUCCUACAAGACCUACCAGAAGUCAUCGCCGACGUCACCGAGAAGACCGCCUUUGAAGGUCAAGCACACGACUUCUUCACACCGCAGACGAUUCACGGUGCAAGAGCAUACUACCUUCACUCCAUUCUACAUGACUGGGGCGCCGAUCACGGGGUCAAGAUUCUAAAGAGUCUGAAGCCUGCUCUCACACCUGGCUACUCCAGAGUUCUGAUCAACGAGAUCGUGCUAUCCGAAGAGAACCCUUCUCUGCCGGCUACCUCUAUGGAUAUGAUGAUGCUAGGACACAUCGGCGAAGCUUGCGAGCGUACUGAGGAGGUUUUCAGAGCCAUGGCAGCGGAAGCUGGCCUGGAGGUUGUCGAGAUAUUUUCAAACGCUGCUUCACCUGAGAGUGUUAUUGAGCUCAUGCUGCCGCUCAACUAG
Messenger RNA from Fusarium coffeatum, 1110 nucleotides. RefSeq lists its product as uncharacterized. The transcript has 3 exons. The record is from RefSeq and is a predicted model, not a curated record. Gene Ontology annotation, molecular function: O-methyltransferase activity. Lineage: Eukaryota; Fungi; Ascomycota; Sordariomycetes; Hypocreales; Nectriaceae. Bases 1 to 1110 code for a protein of 369 amino acids.